AUGGCUGCUGCCGUGGUAUCACCGUCAUCCUCGCCGCGGUUGCCCAGUCCACCCCCAAUCGCCGAGGACCAGACGAUGCCAACAUCACCAGGCAUUUCCCUCUACGAAGAUGACGGGAAACUACCUGGCGGCGCCAACCUCGACACCGGCGCGUCGCGGCGUAUUCGUCCGGGGACCAAGAGGGAGGAUAUGGCAGAAGGCCCGCCUCUGGUUGAGCUGCACGAGAUCGAUUCGGCCUUUCAACUCACAGAACACCUCAAAGCGCUACACUACUCACAUACGCACCCAGCUGACGCCAACAUGAUUGUGCCGGUAGGCGUGGAGCUCGCGCGUCAGCUCUCCCAGCCGCCACCCAAUACUGCCAAAGAGAUUUGGCUGUACGAACUGGCCCGCUUUCUCAUUCAAAAGACCAAUGCCAUCAUUGUGAACCUCUUCGCCGACGUGCCACCCUGCAGCCCGACGACCUGCCCUGAGAUGCGAGCCAGCGAAUGGCAGUACUUAUGCGCCGUCCACGACCCGCCCAAGAGUUGCGCUGCGAUCGACUAUUGCUGCCAUACCCUAGAUUGGGCCGCGACUUCUCUAACGAGCAGUAAGAUGUUUCCAUCACGACUCGGUCUCGGCUCGGGCAACGCGGCAGGCGGCAGCGACAAGGUGCUACAGCAGCAGAUGAAGGAAAUCACCAACAUCUUUCGUAGGGUAUACCGAAUUUACGCACAUGCCUGGUUCCAGCAUCGCGACAUGUUCUGGCGUGUGGAGGAAUCUACGGGCCUAUACAUCUUCUUCAAAACCGUGUGUGACGAGUAUGGCAUGAUACAGCCCGAGAAUUACACCAUACCACCGGAGGCUGAGGGACGCCCGCCACAGUCCGAAGAUGAUGUCCAGGAACGGCCUCCGCCACCCGUCAUACUGCGACCCUCGUCCGAGGCCGCUUCUUCCGAGCCAGCGGUGAACCACGUUAUUUCUCUCGGAGAUACCACGAAGAGGCAUACUAGAAUACCUAGUAAUGUGACAAUGCCCGUAUCUACGGUAAUACAAGAGGAAGCAGAAGAGGAGGAGGAUCCGGCGCACUUGGAGACGUCGUCGGACGACGUGAAGCCCAUGUCGCCUCCGGAGGCGCUUCCAGAAAUAGCGAUCGACGCGGCAGAGUCCCCGGAAGUCGACGUGAAGGAAGAGACGCUGGAAAACGCGAUAUCAGGGGACGAUUCAAAGGGAGAUGAGGCGCAAGAGGCGAGCACCGAAACAGAACAAGUUGCAAAGGCGGACGCCCCAGUGCCGACCAUUGCAAGGAGCAAUACUGUUGUACCUCCCUCUGGAAAGACCACUGUCGUGGAGGAGGAGACUCCCCCAGAAGAUGUGAAUGAAGAUACAGAGGGCGACGAAGACGCAGAUGCAGACGAUGUGACAGUCCUCCUCGACGAGCCCGAGCCCAAACCAGACGAACCGGAUGUGGAAGUGAAGGCUGAGAGAGAAGGACCUGCAGAUGUGUCUGAUACAGCCCAAGCUACUGCGGCAGCCGCAGACGGCGACGAAGCCGGGAAGAGCGUUGAAGAUUGA
Molecule: messenger RNA, 1554 nt
Organism: Ramularia collo-cygni
Lineage: Eukaryota; Fungi; Ascomycota; Dothideomycetes; Mycosphaerellales; Mycosphaerellaceae
Product: related to Mob1 family protein
Exons: 2
Coding region: 1-1554 (517 amino acids)
Cellular component (GO): cytoplasm
Source: RefSeq, a predicted model, not a curated record